GUGAAGACUUAGCCAGUCCAUAUGGCUGCAAAAGAAGUCAAGAGAGACAACUGGUUCUGUAAAUUGGGCUGUCAUGAAGUUUAUGCUGACUUAACUACAGAAAUGUCUUUACCUCUGGUGGUUUUUGUCAGCGCUGCUCUGCUUCACUCUGUGUCAGCUGGAGGAUCAUAUUGUGCUAAAACAGCAAAAGCUCGUGCAGCUGCCUUGGGUUUGAAGUAUCCUGGAGACCAUGGAGCUCCUGAUCUCUCUGGACCAGCUCCCAAUGUGCUGCACCCUAAAAUGCUACAUUACAGUGACCUAGCUGCAAGUGAACCUAACAUGGCAUCCUACCAACACAAUCAGCCAGAAGCCCUCUUUGAUGACUCUGUAUAUGAACAAGUUCACCCCAGGAGCUCUGACAGAGUCCCACUGAGCCAUGAGACUUACACACCAGAAUACACCACCAACCAAAUGCUCAUCUUUCCUAGAGGACGAUCGGUCAGUAACCCCGAGUCCAGCUCUAAAGUGGUCAAACAAAUUGCCCUCUCAACUCUGGCUGAAGCCCCUGGUCAGUCUGACCUGGUGAAUGUGAAUCCUCGAGGUCACAAGCCACUCUCGUAUAUCUACGACGAGCAUGACCUUGCAUUUGAUGAGUCUGCCCCAAAUAGACCUGGCAUGACUCCGAGUGAAUUCCUCAUACCAAGAAGCGGGGGUCGUGAGUAUCACAGUGGUCCCAUAAAUGCCCUGGGAAACAAAGUCGCUGCCCUUCAUUGGUAUCAUCACCUCAACAGAGGGAUGAGUGGAAUUCCUUUGUAUGGUAGCUGGAAAAUGAUUAAGCAUCCUGUCCACCUAGCUCAGAGUCUGUACAGAGGCUACCAUGUCCCACCAUUUGUUCAAGGUAAAGUUGCUAUUAAAUAUUUGAUGAAACCAAAAAUGGGUCAACCUUAUAUAACUUAGAAUCAAAAGGCCAAACAGCUGUCAGAUGUUGUGAUAUAGUUAACAGACAAUCAAUUCUGUGGCAUAGUUUAAGAAUGUAUUUGCAGCUCCUGGCUUAGCUGGAAAGUCAUGUCCAACUUGUAUGAGUCCCUGCUUUGUAGCUUCCUCACUAACUCUAAAAUAUGUCACAUCAUGUGUUCUAUUUUGAAUAUAAAAUUCAUACAUGUUUAAA
Melanotaenia boesemani (Boeseman's rainbowfish) is the source of this 1147-nucleotide messenger RNA. RefSeq lists its product as uncharacterized. The coding region runs from base 22 to 936 and encodes 304 amino acids. The transcript has 3 exons. The record is from RefSeq and is a predicted model, not a curated record. Lineage: Eukaryota; Metazoa; Chordata; Actinopteri; Atheriniformes; Melanotaeniidae.